Striga asiatica is the source of this 1477-nucleotide messenger RNA. The record is from the annotation of a GenBank genome assembly. Lineage: Eukaryota; Viridiplantae; Streptophyta; Magnoliopsida; Lamiales; Orobanchaceae.
UCCCAUUACCUCACCCUCCUCCUUUCCCGCUUUCUUUUCCCCCCAUUAUCCCAUCUAUUGUCUCACAUCAAAAUUAAAACAUUAAAUCAAUCGCAGAAAUACCUCUGGAUUUCUUUUCUACCAAUUUCGAAAUAAAUAAAUAAAGAAAAAAAAAAGACAAACGCCGUGGUGAAUGAGUACGGACGCCGCCGACGAUGGGCUGCGCAAGCCCCUUUUGCACACCGGAAGCUGGUACCGCAUGUCGGGCUUGGGCUCCCGCCAAUCCAGCAUCAUGAACUCCUCGGCCCAGUUCCUGCGUGAGUCCAUCUCCGUCUAUUUUUGCGUUCUCAUUGUUGCCCUUGGCCCAAUCCAAUUCGGUUUCACCUCGCUCAUAAUUGCCGCAAUUCCGAAUAUCAUUGGCUGGCUUGCAAUUUCAUUUGCCAAAAGCUCGUCGUUCUUGUUCAUGGGAAGAUUGUUGGAAGGGUUUGGUGUCGGCAUAAUCUCUUACACAGUGCCUGUAUACAUAGCAGAGAUUGCACCUCAGAACUUAAGAGGAAGCCUUGGAUCUGCAAAUCAGCUUUCAGUCACAAUUGGAAUCAUGUUGGUGUAUCUGUUGGGGCUUUUCGUACAUUGGAGAGUGCUUGCGGUUAUAGGAAUUUUGCCAUGCACAAUCUUGAUUCCUGGCCUCUUUUUUAUACCAGAGUCUCCUCGUUGGUUGGCUAAAAUGGGCUUGAAUGAAGAUUUCGAAACUUCUUUGCAAGUUCUAAGGGGAUUCGAGACAGAUAUCACAUGUGAAAUAAAUGAGAUUAAGAAAUCUGUAGCUUCAUCAGGCAAAAGAACCGUACUUCGAUUUUCAGAGAUCAAGAGAAAACGCUAUUGGUACCCUUUGAUGGUUGGAAUUGGGUUGCUCAUGCUCCAACAACUAAGUGGUAUCAAUGGUGUUCUUUUCUAUUCGAGCAGCAUAUUUCAAGCUGCAGGUGUUUCAUCGGGUAAAAUUGCAACAUUUGCUAUUGGGCUUAUCCAGGUCGUUGUUACUGGUGUGUCAGCAACUUUGGUGGACAAAGCUGGUCGAAGGAUUCUUCUUAUCGUGUCUUCCUCUCUAACAACCGCGAGUACCUUCCUUGUUGCAAUUGUGUUCUUCUUAAAGGACAGUUUACCCGAAAGUUAUCAAUCUAUGAUGGGAGUACUUUCACUAGCUGGACUUCUGAUUUUCGUGAGUGGCUUCUCUGUGGGACUUGGAGCAGUACCAUGGAUUAUAAUGUCUGAGAUUCUCCCCGUAAGCAUAAAGAGUCUUGCUGGAAGUGUAGCAACAUUAGCCAAUUGGCUAUCGGCAUCUAUCAUUACAAUGACGGCUAAUUUACUCCUAACUUGGAGUAGUGGAGGAACUUUCGCCAUUUAUUCAUUAGUAUCGGCAUUUACUCUGUUAUUUGUGGCAAUGUGGGUUCCUGAGACCAAAGGGAAAACGCUGGAAGAAAUUCAAUUUUCCUUUAGACGAUAG